This is a messenger RNA of Anguilla rostrata (American eel), 5861 nucleotides long. RefSeq names its product ribonucleoprotein, PTB-binding 2 (gene raver2). Gene Ontology annotation, molecular function: RNA binding. Gene Ontology annotation, cellular component: nucleus. The transcript has 15 exons. Bases 272 to 3058 code for a protein of 928 amino acids. NCBI's taxonomy places the organism in Eukaryota, Metazoa, Chordata, Actinopteri, Anguilliformes, Anguillidae. The record is from RefSeq and is a predicted model, not a curated record.
AGCUGAAUAUGUAUGUGAAUGUACUUUUCGAAAAAUCAGUCACAAAAGUCUAAAUGUCUAACGUCCACGGGCUGGUGUUAAUUUUAUUUUAUUUUUUUAACAUUGUUUCCACUUCUUAGGCUACUGUUCGUAUACCAAACGGUGGGGGUCGCCAAGAGUACGGUAUGUGGUUGGUGGUAGUUACCUUUUCGUCUGCUCUAGUGUCGAUGGAGCAACGGCAAUACAGACGCCCACCUACUGCUUCCAUUCACUCGCUACAGAGCUUAUCAAAAUGGCGGCAGCUUCCUCCAUCCAGCCGCCGAGCGUACACGCUCUAAACCAGGAAAAUACACCUUUCCAGGAUUCUGACAGCCCCGAGAGCCGACAGGAUGAGGACACAACAUCCGAUGGGCCUUGUCUUCGAGUCUUGUCUGAUUUGGAGCCGGAGGAAAUCGAAAGGAGGCUGGAAAAAACUCGUAGGGAGCUGAGCAACAGGAGGAAAAUCCUCAUUAAGAACCUGCCACAAGAUAUAACCAACCAGGAGGUCCAUGACAUCUUGAGAGAAUAUGAACUGAAGUACUGUUAUGUGGACAGAAACAAAGGAACAGCCUUCGUGACGCUGCUGAAUGGAGACCAGGCCCAGGACGCCAUCCGCUCCUUCCACCAGACCUCCAUCCGCGGCCGGGAGAUCACGGUGCAGCUGCAGCCCACCGACUCGCUGCUGUGCGUCACCAACCUGGCCCACACCUUCACCGGGGCCCAGUUCGAGGAGCUGGUGCGCGCCUACGGCAACAUCGAGCGCUGCUUCCUGGUGUACAGCGAGCUGACGGGCCACUCCAAGGGCUACGGCUUCGUGGAGUACAUGAAGAAGGACUCGGCCUCCCGGGCCCGCACGGAACUGCUGGGCAAGCCGCAGGGCGACCGCGCCCUCAUGGUGCAGUGGACCGACGUCAACCAGCUGACCGCCGAACACCUCCACUCCAAGUGCCUUUGUGUCGACAAGCUUCCCCUGGACUUCUGCGACACCGACCAACUUGCACACAUUUUCUCCAGCAGGUACAAGCCUGUCUUCUGCCAGCUGGCCCAGGACGAGGACAGCCACGUGCGCGGCUUCGCCGUGGUGGAGUACGAGACGGCGGAGCAGACGGAGGCCAUGCUGACGGAGAUGGACAGGCAGCUGAUCGGGGGCCAGGAGAUACGCGUGUCCCUCUGCUCCCCCGGGACCUCAGGGAGGAGCACGCUGGCCGCCCUGAUCGCUGCUCAGGGGGUGAUGUCGAGUAACAAGAAGGGCCUGCUGCCGGAGCCCAGCCUGGCCCAGCUGCUGAGCAGCAUGAGUAAUCCUGCAGCCCUGCAGGUGCUGAUGAGGCCGUACCAGGCGGCCGGAGGCAAACGAGGAGGGAAAUUUGGGCGGCCACAGGGCUUGCCCUUCCUGCGCCCCCCUCUCACUGCAGCCCUGCUCCAGCUGGGGAAGGUGCAGCAGGUAAGAGCCUCAUUAAGCAUCACAGCAGGCAUGGAGCAGGAGAGUCCUACACUGGUGAUCAUGAUAGACAAUGACAAUCUCCAGAUAUGUACCCAAGAUGGCACUGCUAUUGAAAGAGUCCCCCAUUAUAAAUACUUGGGCAGCUGGAUUGAUGAUAGAUUCACUUUAAAGUUUCACAUAAACAAUCUGGUAAGAAAGCUGUGGGUGAAACUUGGCUUCUUACUGUAUAUAGGAACAGAACUUUCUUCCCUGUGUUUACCAGAAAGAACGUGCGCUUCCUCCUUGCAGGUUCCCAGCCUGCUGGGCGAUCCUUCCAGACUGCUGCUGCAGAAGGCCAUGGGCCUCAGGACCACAGCCCCCAUGCCCCUAGGCAAGGGCCUGCUAGGGGACUCCCCUAACGAAGUAUCCCAGGACCCUCUGCAGACGGCCCCGGCUCAGGGUCCGGGCGCGGCCGGCGGGAUGAUGCCCUACAUGCCGGGCCGGCAGCACCUGGGCGCCCCGGGCGGAGGCGAGCAGAACGGGGCCUCCGGCAGCGACAAGCAGCCGCCGCCGCCGCCGCCGCCCGCCACCUCGGCCGCCUCGGGGCCCCUGGCGCAGAGCUUCCUGCAGGGCAUGGGCGGCCCCGUCAUGGGCACCCUGCUGCCCCCUGGGGCGGCCCCCAAAGCACAGCAGGGCCUGCAGAGCGCCGGGGACAGCGCCGCCGCCGCGGGCAUGGCUCAGGGCAGCCCUCAGACCUCACUGCUGGGAGAGCCACCCAAGGAGCUGAAGCUGCCGUCGAACCCCUACCUGAACCUGGCCAGCGUGCUGCCGGGCAUGGUCCUGCAAGCUCCUGCCUGCAGUAAAGCGCAGAGUGUGGCUCCACACAGUGCGGUGUACAGCAGCGUGCUGGCUCCUGCCUCACAGCCCCCCACACAGGCUGCUGCCCAGUACGGCUCUGAUACCUCCACAGACUACACACAGCAGUACAGCCAGCAGUACUCACAGGAAGCCAUGCAGCAGUGGUACCAGCACUACCAGGCACAGAGCUACAGCACCGCCCCUCCAGAGACCACAGGAGCUGAGUAUGGGAAAGAGCAGGCCCAGAUAUCUGUCUUCACUCAGCCCAGCUCCUCUAAGAUGUGUUUCACCCAGGGAGCCGGCACCACGUCCUACGGGGACUACAGCACCUACAUGCAGGCUGUCAAUCAGUACUACUCUCAGACGCAGAUGUCCCAGGCAGCCGCUCAGGCCUAUCAGCACAGAGACGCGAGCAAGGAGCCCGAGGCGACCAAGGCCCCCCCGGCGGGCGCCCUCCACCCGGCCAGCAACGGCAGCGCCCACAGCCUGGUGCCCGGCUACGGCCCCGUGCCCGUUCUCCCGGGGUACAUAGGGGUGCAGCAGGCCCCGCCCGGCCCCGCGCCGCACCCCCAGAGCGGCCAGGCCGCCGCCGCCGCCGCCGCCGAGUGGAACCAGUAUUACUACAACCAGGCGAGGGGGCAGAAGCGCGAGUACUCCCAGCUGCCCCUGCAGGACGCCGGGCCCGACGGGGCCUACGUGGGCCAGCAUUCCCAGGGCCUGGGCGGCCAGUACGCAGACUACUACAAAAAGAAGAGGAUCUAGGCGCCCCCCUCCGGCGCCCCCAGCCCCGCCCCAGCCCCUGCAGUCCUGUCCUCCGUGCUCUCGGUACCCCCCCGCCCCUCUGUCGCCGAUGUUGUCCAUGCCUUAACUUUGAACUCUACUCAGUCGGUGUUAAAAGGUUUCCUGUACAUUUUUUAUAAUGUAUGAUUUUGUAUUUGCAGUAACACAGGCCUUCCUGUGGGACGUGUGUCGUCGUCCGGUAACCAUUAUUUCUGUAGAAACCUUUUCCCCCUCGUUAUAGGGACAAACGGUGUCCCUUGGAAGAAGGUAACACUUUCUAGUCUCGGAGAAGUGAUUAUUUCUUUUGUUCUGAGGGUUUUUUCGUGUCGCAUCUCGGUUCUCUCUCGUUAAGGAAACCUCAAGGUGACAUUUUGGCUCUGUAUAUUUGUGCUCUCGUUUCGUAAGUGUCGGAGUGCCCAGCUGUUAGCAGGAGAUUCUGACGCUGCUGGGGCGUGUGGAGACAGGGACCCAGGUCCCACACAAAGCUCUUCAUCCGCAGGGAUGGCGGCCUUCCCUUUAGGCGCAAGGCCUCGUUUCAUAGUAACUGCAAUAAGGCACAGUAGUGCUUGACUCGACUCUGUAAACAAUACUGUCGGAAUAGAAGCUUUCGCUGCCUGUUUUUAAGUGAAGUGGACUUUCAGGUUGUUCAAAACUACUAGGGCUUGAUUGUAAGGACCUUGAAUAGGGACGUUUUUCCUACUGCCAUUUCAGGAAAACGGAUUUCUUUUGGAGAGCGACGUCACGCUGUCGGACGUCUCUCCUGUAAAUAUUUUUUGACGUUUUCUCGCCUGGAAAACGACAAAGCGGGGAGGGGGGGGGGGGAGACUGCUUUGAGUCUUGGCUGAUAGCUCGGACCUCGCUAUUUUCACACCCAGGCAAUAUUAAUCACCACACGACGCCAGUGCGCUAGUAUUAGCGCUCAGCUGUGCUGCGUCGAACCUCCUCCUCCUCCUCCUCCUCCCCCCGCUCUUCUCUGUAGUCAGUGGCGAAAUGGCUGAUGACCUCCUGCAGUUUCCAGCAGGAGGGUUCAAAGUCACAGUCCACUCACUGUUCCAGUCAGGCGACUGACGGACUCUAAAGCCAUGCUUUUACUAGCACAGAAUGUUUAAUCAAUGUUCCUGUACAAUCGUGACUUACUGACGUUUUUCUAGCAUUAAGUUAGACUGGCCGGAAGCCAGUCCUUUUUCUUUAUUUCAAGGUGUACUGUGUUCAGCUGGAUAUUUCAUUUAAUGGCUGAUCGCUUUACUCCAAGCCUUAAAAAGGCAAUACUUUAGAGUGAAACUUUGAUCUCUGUAAUAGUGGGAAAAAAAAAUUUUUUUGCUUGUUUUUUUUUUCCUUUUUAUUUUUAAAUGCAGACUGUUGUUUUGCAUUUAUUCAGGAAUUUCAAGAAGGCUGUUUUAAUGCCGUUCAGGUGAUUGUAAUAUCUUCUCUCCCUACCCUUUCCCAGGUCAUAGCCAUUAGCGCAUGUUCCUGCACUGCACUCAGAGCCGUGCGUUCCAUUAGCGUUAGCCUCCACGCCCGGACAGGGCUGCGGUGUCGGCUACUGGGGAAUUUGGGCUUUCGAAGCCCACACUGAACCAGCACUUUCAUGGGGGUGAAUGAAGACAAACGAGCAGCAGCCAGCUGUUACCCUGACUAGUUUUAUUCGGCGGCGUCAUCCCAGCUUGAUUACGAAAUGCUGUAUCGAUGUGCUGUUUCCUCUCGCUGUUUUUCCAGUGCUGCUAGCUGUACGCAUCCAUGUUUCUCUCCGUGGGGAACCCUUUGUUUAAGGCAAGACGUGUUCCAGUGUGUGAGCUUUAGUAAGGCUGUGCGGGGAUUUAUCUGAAUCCUUGUAGCUCAGCGGUUUUUCAUGGGUACACCUUUUUAGCCCAGUUGGUGUUGAAGAGCUGGUAGCCCCCCUUUGCUCUUAAUUUGUCUUCGGUGGUGAGGACGUCGUAAAGUGUGUGGAAAUGAAAGGUGGCUUCGCAAGACCCUCGUCUCUUUGGUGUUGCGUAGUGACCACACCCCACCCCCCCUCCCCCCAGCUGGGGUAACAGGAAGGGGGGGGUUCCCAACUGUUGCUGUUGUGCCUAAUUCUGCAUGUUGCCAACCAGGCAUAUCCUUCAUACUGAUUAACACAAGGCGGCUUUCCCCUGAACUUUACAAGCGUCAUCACGGAAAGGGUUUAUGUCACUGGUCAGGUGACUGACCGUGCUGACUCACUGCAGGGUUAAUGUGGCCUGGAGCUCCAGAGCCCCCAAUACAAACUGAAAAGGCUGAUCUCUCUCCUUUAUGUGCUUUUCAAUAUUCAAGCAAUUUUUGAUGACCGCGAAGAAAGUUCUAGUGUCUGUAGAAUAGAUCAGAAUAUAUAAGCUUCUUUCUUUUGUACAUGUACUUAAAAAAAAAUAAAAAACAUUUUUGCAAGCUUUCAUUUGAAAGUAUUUGUCUAGAUUUUCUGACCUAAAAUUAGUUUUUGCAAUAUUUUAUAUUUUAAAUAAGUUGAUAUUGUUUUACUGUGAACAGGCAAUUUUUAGGAACAAUUGGAUUUUAGCAUGCAUACUUACAGGUGUAAUAUAUAAGUUCUAAGAAUGUUUUCAAUAGUUGAUAUUGAGUAUGACGCUUUUGAUUUUGACAGAAAACGUUUGAUUUUAUUUAUUUUGAUUCAAUGUUUAUUUAUGUACAUUUUCCCCUCAGUCAUCCUCUUCCUUGUCUGAUUCCUACGAAAAAUCUUUUUUUUCUUCUUUUUUUUGAAAUGAAGGAAUUGUCGCUUUUACAUUCCAGAAUAAACAUUGACUGAUAUCCCCAA